ACAAUGCUUAUAUAUAACCGGUUAACCGUUUACCAUCCAUACUGAAUCUUCCUAUUACCGUGUGAUCUUGUCGGCAUGAGAAUAUAGAUAAAAAUUAAUAAUAAUUUUUACUAACAAUUGUUAUACUCGUAAAAGAGAAGAAACUUUAAGUAUAUACAUACAAUAUUUAUAUAUUAGCUUAAACAAAAAAUAAUCGAAUAUGACUAAAGUUAAGCAAAAUACAAAAGCCAGUUCUCAUAAUAAACCUGCAAAAGUCAUUAAAAAUAAUGCUAUCCAUAAAAAGAAAAAUGAAAAAUUUGCGAACACACCAACUGGUAAGGUACAUUUAAUCAAUGGAAACAAAAUGCAGAAUAAUUCAAAUCAAUUAAGUAAUGAACAGAAACAAAAGAAUGACUUUAAAAAGAAGAGUUCAGAAUCUUUGGACAGUAAAAAUGCUUCUCCACAAAAUAAUAAACAAUUUCCAAAAGAUAAAAAAAAUGUAGCAUAUAAGAAGAAUAAAACUGACGAAUCUUUAAAUGAUACAAAUGAAGAUGUUAUGCUACCAAAUGAUAGUAUUACUUCACAAAAUGAUAAUGAUAAAGUACCAGAUAUCUUUGGACAAAGUUUGGCAGAUGAUACAGAUGAAGAUGAUACUGAUUUUAAUGAAAAUGAAGAGUCUAAUGAAGAUGACGAGUAUGAAUAUAAUAGUGAUGUAGAUAAUACCAUUUCACCACAUAAAGGAGUACAAAUGUUUAAAGGAGUAAAAAAUAAAAAUUCUGAUUCUACUGAAGAAAGUGAAGAUGACUAUGACAGUGAAAAUUAUGAUGAUACUGAUAAUGAUGACGAUGGCGAUGACGAUGAUGACGAUUACAUGGAUUCUUAUGAAGAAGAUGAAAAGGAUAUAAAAAAAUCUGAAGAAAAAAAGAAGAGAGUUGAAGAAGAAGGUGAUGAUGACGACCAGGACGAUGAUGAUGAUGAUGAUGAUGAUGAUGAUGAUGAUGAUGAUGAUGAUGACGACGACGACAAUGACGAUUCUUUUCGUGAUCUUUAUGAAGAAGACGAAAAUGAUGAUAUGGAUGAAUCUCAUCGCAAAACAAACAUUUCACCUGUAGGUAAAAAUAAGAAGAAAAAAGAUAGUUUUAAUGAAGAAAAUGACGAUGAUGAGGAAGACGAUGAUGAUGAAGAAGAUAAUGAAGAGUCUACUCCUACUUUAAAAGAUCUUUUAGCAAACAGCAUUGUGGAUGAUGAAAAUGAUGAAGAUUUUAAGGGAGACGAUGAAGAUGAUGAAGAUAUUGACAUCAGUGAUGAAGAAUCAGAGUCUGAAGAACUCGAAAUAAAUAAAAGAACAAUUUAUAUUAGUAAUAUUCCAAAUAUUGUAAAGAAAGAAGAAAUAAAGAAAGUAUUUAAACAAUUUGGUCAUAUUGAAAAUAUACGGGAAAGACGUAUAGUUCCAAAAGAUUUGAUGAAGAAGAAAAAAGUAGCUGCUAUAAAAAAUCAGAUACAUCCUAAAGUAGACGUUACUACUAUGUUUGUUGUAUAUAAAACGGUAAUAGCGGCUCAAAAAGCAUUAAGUAUGAAUGGAAAGAAAUUCGAAGGCAAUUACUUAAGAGUAGACUCUGUUGAUAAACUGAAAAAGAAACCAGAUAAUAAGAAAGCUGUGUUCUUAGGAAAUUUAUCUUUCACAAUCAAAGAUAAUGAUGUUUGGGAACACUUCAAACAAUGUGGAGAAAUUCAUUCUGUACGAUUAAUUAGAGAUACAAGGAAAGGCACAGGAAAAGGAAUAGGAUAUGUUAAUUUUCAAAGCGAAGAUUCUGUACCUCUAGCAUUAGAAUUAAAUGGAUCAACUCUUCUAAAUCGAGAAAUACGAGUAAAACGGUAUUCUACAGAUGACAAAUCGAAACAGAAAUUUAAAAACAAGAAUAAAAGAUCACUCUCAGUAAAUAAUGAAGUUAAUAAAUCAUCAAAGAAAUUCAAAUCUAAUGAUGCAGAUAAAACUACUCCAGCAGAGAAUAAUAAAAAGAAAUUGAAACUUAAAAAUAAAUUACACAAAGACAGUACCCCGAAUGUUUCAGUAAAGAAAAAUACCACCUUUCAAGGAGAGAAAGCUACUGUAGAAAAGAAAAAGAAGAAGAAGUCUAAGUUGGAACAAGAGAAAAAGAAAAUGGCUGCAAUACUUACUACAAAGUCCAAAAAAGUACAGAAAGUCUAAUUUGAUUAUUGUGUGACUUCUUUUAUGUAUAAAAUAUCUUCAACAUACAGAAUCUUCUGCAGUGCAGAUGUUUUAUCAUAUUUGUACCAAAUUUAAGUUUUUUGCAAAUUAUAAACAUCAUAUAAAUUAAUUUUACAAUGAAUAUUAUCAUCAGUGAGAUACGAAGUUUAUAACAUUGUUCCUAGAAAAUAUUUAUCCUUAAAUCUUGUAAAGAGAAUAACAAGAUAAUGAUUAAUUGAUUUGUAAAAAAUUCUUCAGAAACAAAUAAUUUAUAUCCUCUAUUAAUAUAGUACCUCUAUUUGAAAGUUGUAUUUUAUAAUCAUAAAAAUAUAUGAAACAAAUGAUAUAUUUUCAGUA
This is a messenger RNA of Vespa crabro (European hornet), 2545 nucleotides long. Its product is annotated as RNA-binding protein 34-like. Gene Ontology annotation, molecular function: RNA binding. NCBI's taxonomy places the organism in Eukaryota, Metazoa, Arthropoda, Insecta, Hymenoptera, Vespidae. The record is from RefSeq and is a predicted model, not a curated record. Bases 200 to 2188 code for a protein of 662 amino acids. The transcript is spliced from 4 exons.